Messenger RNA from Perkinsus marinus ATCC 50983, 369 nucleotides. RefSeq lists its product as hypothetical. Gene Ontology annotation, cellular component: PAM complex, Tim23 associated import motor. NCBI's taxonomy places the organism in Eukaryota, Perkinsozoa, Perkinsida, Perkinsidae. The record is from RefSeq and is a predicted model, not a curated record. Gene Ontology annotation, molecular function: ATPase activator activity. The transcript has 5 exons. Gene Ontology annotation, biological process: protein import into mitochondrial matrix. Bases 1 to 369 code for a protein of 122 amino acids.
AUGCUACCCUUAUUAUUCGGAGUAGGAGUUGGAGCAUUGGCCGUACGACAAGGUAUACGAUUCGCCAGUGCAGCUGGUAUGAGCAUACCGAGGAUGUCGAGGUUGUUUCAAUUAUCUAACAUGAGGGGGCUUGAAGGUUUCGAACAAACUAUGUCACGAUCGGAAGCCCGCAAGAUUCUCAAUUUGGGGCAGACUCAGCUCAGCAGAGAUAAUAUUCAAAAGCAUCACCGACAACUAUUGCUUUCCAACCAUCCCGAUCGAGGUGGAAGUACUUACAUAGCUUCCAAGAUUAAUGAAGCAAAGGAUUUUACGGCUAAGUCGUCUACUGCAUUACAUUCGUUGGGGCCUCCUUUCAAUUGUGCUGAGUAA